Rodentolepis nana is the source of this 1419-nucleotide messenger RNA. Lineage: Eukaryota; Metazoa; Platyhelminthes; Cestoda; Cyclophyllidea; Hymenolepididae. The record is from the annotation of a GenBank genome assembly.
AUGACCUUCAAAUUUGUAAAUCUGACCAAAGAACUUGCACAAGAACGCUCUCGGGUUGCUGGAAUAUUUUCGCCGAAGCUUGCCAUGAAUAUGGGUGUCGGAGGUAGAGAUCCAUUGGAAGGUUGUCGUGUUCCAGUCAGGCUUAAACAUUCCAAAUUAUAUCAUUCUGCUGAAAUCCUCAAGGUCAAACGGCUUGAUAAUGAUCGAAUCCAGUUUUACAUACAUUUCGAUGACUUCAAUAAACGUUUGGAUGAAUGGGUUGACCAAAGUAGGAUAGACUUUGAAAGAAUCGAAUACCCCCAUAAGAAGCUUCCACGUGACAAUACUUCGUUGUCAUUAUCACAUUCGGUUUCUGUGGAUACUUCGAUUAGAUUGCCAAAUUUAUCUCCUCGUAGUCGAGUUAGCUCUACUGGAUCCCUGCUUAGACGAAAGAAUGGGUCAGAUGAUGAGGGUGCAACACAAAAUCCAGAAGAAAGCGAUCGUCCGAAGUUACAAAUCAAACCUCGACAAACAGGAAGUAUGAUCUCCAGCCAUCACGAACAGGAUACAAUCACUCGAAUCAGAAAUAUCGAAUGGAUUCAGAUUGGUCGUCACAAAAUUAAGCCUUGGUAUUUCUCUCCUUAUCCUGAGGAAUUAGUUUCCGAACCUUGCAUUUAUAUCUGCGAAUUUUGUCUCAAGUAUCUCAGGUCUGAUGUUUGUUUAAAGAACCACCUGAAAAAGUGUCUUUACAAAUACCCCCCUGGAAAUGAAAUUUAUCGGAGAAUGCCGCAUAGUUUUAUUGAAAUUGAUGGUAGAAAGAACAAAAUCUACGCGCAGAAUCUAUGCCUCCUUGCAAAGCUCUUUCUGGAUCAUAAGACUCUCUAUUAUGAUACUGAUCCGUUCCUCUUCUACGUUCUUUGUGAAAUAGAUAAUUAUGGAUAUCAUAUUGUUGGCUACUUUUCCAAGGAAAAAGAAUCUACCGAGGAUUAUAAUGUAGCAUGUAUUUUAACCUUACCGCCCUAUCAACGUAAUGGCUAUGGAAAACUUCUAAUUGAGUUCAGCUACGCUCUUAGCAAAAUUGAAGGGAAGUUGGGAUCCCCUGAGAAACCGUUGAGUGAUUUGGGUCUAUUGUCUUAUCGGUCGUACUGGUCGACGACUAUCAUGGAGAUUCUAAUUUCAGUCAAAGCAGCAGAACCUGGAGGAGAACCUGGAAUUAGUCUGAGUGAACUGAUCGAGCGCACAUGUAUGAAGAAAGAUGAUGUUGUAGCCACCCUCUCCUAUCUCAAUGUCCUUUAUUACGUCAAAGGACAAUACGUCAUCUUUCUGAGUAAGGAGAAUAUUGAGGCCUAUCGUCGUAGUAAUGAGAGACGCACUGUGCGAAUUGACCCUCAGUAUCUCAAUUGGAAACCCAAGGAUUGGAGCAAACGUGGACGAUGGUAG